UCUUCUUUCAAGCCUAAUUAUUAUUCUCUGUCUACUUCCUAUCUCUAGCACAGUUUCUUGUAUAUCUCCCCUUUUGUCCUCAAUUUUCACCCCUUAAUAAACGACAAGGUUUGAUUUAUUGAGAAAAAAAGAUGAGUUGCAAUGGAUGCCGAGUUCUUCGAAAAGGAUGCAGUGAGAAUUGCAUUCUUAGGCCUUGUUUACAGUGGAUUGAAAGUUCUAUAGCCCAAGGUUAUGCCACUGUCUUUGUAGCCAAGUUCUUUGGCCGUGCAGGUCUCAUGUCCUUCAUUUCCGCCGUCCCAGUUAACCAUAGGCCUGCUGCUUUCCAGUCCUUGUUAUAUGAAGCUGCUGGAAGGACAGUGAACCCUAUAAAUGGCGCUGUUGGCCUUUUAUCAACCGGAAACUGGAAUGUUUGCCAGGCGGCGGUGGAGACCGUCCUCCAAGGCGGCAAAUUGCUGCCGAUUUCGCUUGAUGAUUCUUUGGAAUGCACGGCUGACAUAUACAAGCUCCAAAAUCCUAGCCUAAAUUCAAGGCACAAGGUGCAAAAGCGCCGACGUUUACCAGAUGAACUCGGAAAAUUAAUGCAAGAAGCUGAUCUUGAUCUGAGUUUAACAAGUGGGUUUGAGUGGAAAACGCCCAGCCCUUUUGCUGAGAAGCGCCGAAUAGGGAGCCCUUCAAUGAAUUCUGAAGAAUCUGGGACAAGUACAUGUGAAAAUCAGCUACCAAGUAAAAGAAAGCUUCUUAAUUUAUUUAAUUAGGUCAAAGAAAUUAAGCUGUAAAAUUCUUUUUAUUAGGAUUAGCUGUCCCGAAAUAAUAUUCCGGCGAGUUUUUGUAAACCACUGGUACAAGACUUCCCUACUUCUCUUCUUGA
Messenger RNA from Olea europaea var. sylvestris, 868 nucleotides. Its product is annotated as LOB domain-containing protein 37-like. The transcript is spliced from 2 exons. Lineage: Eukaryota; Viridiplantae; Streptophyta; Magnoliopsida; Lamiales; Oleaceae. The coding region runs from base 132 to 755 and encodes 207 amino acids. The record is from RefSeq and is a predicted model, not a curated record.